Cuscuta epithymum is the source of this 679-nucleotide messenger RNA. The record is from the annotation of a GenBank genome assembly. NCBI's taxonomy places the organism in Eukaryota, Viridiplantae, Streptophyta, Magnoliopsida, Solanales, Convolvulaceae.
ACAACUACUCUUUUGAUAAAGCUAGCCAGAGAGAAAAAGUCCGAAACACAUAGAAACAAGAAAAGUAUUGAAUCCUUGCACGCACGCACAAAUGGGAAGAGCUGCAGGUGGGGAUGAACAAACAGCUCUUCUUCAUCGUCACUCCUCCAUUGCCCUGCUACAAGAAAGGUUUAGACAACUGGAAAGGGCAAAGGAGAUUCGGCAAGAGAGAGAGCUGUCCAGAUCAGGACCGCCAUCUUCGUAUCAUCAUCAUCAUCAUCAUUCUCGACAUGUUGAUGAUCGGACGACUUAUUACGAGCGUUCCCAGACCGAAUUCUUGUUUCCUCCGCCGCCACCGGCCAAGCCAUCAUCAUCAUCAUCAUCUAAACUUCCCCUCUCCCUGUGGCCGGCAGACUCUUCACCGACAGCGGAGGAGAUGCGGCGGAUAAACGACGUAAACUUGACUCCUCCUUGGGUCAUGGCCAAAUAUGACCAUCUUUAUCACACUUAUUCUCCGGAUGUUGAUACUUCCCUUCACCUCUAGCUAUCCUGUUGCUUGUCUAAUUCAUUGUUGUGUUCAAAAGGAAAGAUCUAGCCGUACGUACGUUAUACAUGUAAUAUCUACCUACCUACUUCAUCUAUUUCAAAAUUUAAAAUUCCACAAUUCGUCAUAUUAUACUUUUCCCAAAUUUGAUGCAUC